Messenger RNA from Meloidogyne enterolobii, 229 nucleotides. The record is from the annotation of a GenBank genome assembly. NCBI's taxonomy places the organism in Eukaryota, Metazoa, Nematoda, Chromadorea, Rhabditida, Meloidogynidae.
UUCACAACAGACUGAUAGCAAGCAAAAGAUGGAAGCCCGACUGACAAUUUACACAAUUUUGACAUUUUUUGGGCAACUUUUAUAUUUAAUUUAUAUGGUAAAUUGGAGAUAUUUGAAUAAUUUUGGGAAUUUUCUAAUUUCAGAUGAUUCUUUACUUUGUGGCUACCCAACUUCAAAAUUUUCAUAUAGACCCAGAUUUAGGAGAACUAAUUUUCUUAUCAGUUUUUAA